AUGUGCAAUUUUUAAAUAUAGCUAAAAAACUAAUCAGUUGAAGAAUAUGAUGGUCAAAACAUUAGAAUGAAACUAUUUCAAAGAGAAAAAUUAUUUGAUAUUAGUAAUGAACUCUAUUACUUACCUAAAUUUUUGGAUACAUCAUAUUAAUUAAGGGGAGGAGGAUGUGCUAUAUAAAAAACUACAAAUACAAUAUAGUUUAAAGCAAAAAAUGCUAUAAUUCCCUUAAACUUUGCCGCCAAUUUAGAAAGGUUUACAAUUAUGAUUGUUGAAAAGUCCAAUCUGUAUUAAGAUAAAAUAUAUCAAGAUGAAAUACUUAUAGCAUUCCAAUGGUUUUUCAAUCAUAAAGAAUAUUUCUAAGUGUUGUGUAAUGAUCAAUUACUCAAUUCUAUAAAUUAUGAAUUAAUAGAGAAAUCUGUUGAAAGAUUAAUUAAACAGCUUCCUGUUUACGUUAAACUAUCAGGGUUUCUGCUUCAUUCUUUAUUACAAAUUAUCAAUGAUUUACUUAGAGUAAUAUUCUCAAGUUAAUUAAAAAAUGAAGAUAGAUACAUUUAAUUUGAAUUGUAAUAAUCAUUAUUAAAUACAAUUUCUGAAACUGAAGAAUAAAUUAAAGUUGAAUCCUCUAAAAUAUGGAUAACAGGUGUAGAUUUUGAGCUUUAAAUUAUAAAAACUUGUAUCACCCACCUUCGAACUAAUUCUGAGAUAGGAUAAGAACUAUUGUUGUCCUUCUUAUGUCAAGUGGCAAAUUCUGUUACAUAAUUAUCACCAACAAGUGAAUUAAUUGACACAAUCAUUGAGGGUGGUAAAUAUUUGUUAAUGAACUUUUAUAACAAAUAAAUAUAACAUCCUCUAGAAAAAUAUGAGAUUUAUUAUUUUUUUGAGAAUCUAAAAUGGUCACUUAUAAAUCAAUUAAAACAAAGUAAUUCGAUUACAACAACAAUAAUUCAUUUGUAAAAGGGAUAUUGCAAAUAUAUAUAAUAAUCAAAAGAUUGGAUGAUUCAUUUUUGUUGGAUUAACUUAUUGUCUGAUAUCAUAUCAUAUAGACCUAUUCUUAGCAAAUCUGAAAUAUUGGAGCUUUAAAAUUAAAAACAAAUUGAUUAAAAAUAAUUUUUUCCAGAGUCAUAAUUUGUUCAAGUAGUAUAUGAUAAGACUUUGUUUAAGAUCAAACUAUUACCUGAUGAUAAAUCAAAUUUCUAAAAUCUGUUUGAAGAAUUAAAAUUGUUUUAAGAGUAUUCAUUAGAGAAACAAGAAAAAAUAUAAUUGUUACCUAAUUAUUUAAAUUUUAAAUUCGAUAACAAUAAUGAUGGAUCAAUCAACGAUGAAGAUUUAAACAUUCAGAUUUUAACAAAGGAAUCAAAUCUUGAAAUUCUUAAGCCAUUAAACAAUAUAUUAUUAUAAUCCAGAGAUGCACUAAUACAAAAUUUUAACUAAAUUGAUAUUCAACUUAAACGAUUGAAAAGUAUUCCUACAAUAUAAGACAUUGAAAAAUAAGAAGUAAAGGAAAAUAUUGCUUUAAUAAUUAAAUAAUUAAAAUAAGAGAGUUAAUUGUUUAUAUUUACUUUAAGCUAAAUUCAACUUUUAGUAAUUAGAGAAAUUGAAAUUCAUAAAGUUUUUCUUUAGAUUUUAGAAAAAGAAGAUAACAAUCUGAGUUAAAAUGUAAAACCACUCAAGCAAUAACUUUUACAGACAAUAAAAGAUUCAGAAUAAAAUUUUAAAUCUUAAUUUACACCUAACAUCAAAAAUAUUGUUAAUUUUUGGGUGGUACAUUGCUAGUUAAUUGCAAUUUACCAAAGUCAAUAUUUAUUUUCAGAAAAUAAGGAACUUGAGUCUUUAAAAUAAGAUGAUGGAUAAUCAAUUUCAAAUCAAUUCCAUUCAACAAUUUUAAACCUUCAUAAUUUUCUAAGAUAUUUUAUUGGUUAAAUUACUAAAUCUAAAAAGAUCUUUAAAUAAAUUUAUGAAAAAACAACAGUAAAGUAAUACUUUCAAAACGCUCUUUCUUAAAAAUAAAUAACAGAAAUAGUUAUUUAGUUAUAUAAUCCAAAUUUAAUUUUAUAACUUAAUAAUGAGUUUUAAGAUAGCUAUAAGAAAUUCUUUGAAUCAAAAUGGAAAUUAGAGACUGAAUAAGACUUAAAAGUAUCUUUUAUUGGGUGUUAUUUUAUUCAAAUGAACUUCAAAAUCAUAAAAAGACUUCUUCUAUUUCAUAAAUAAAACCUGGCUUAUUUGACAUUACAGAAAAAUCAUUCUAGAUUUGUUUCAAAACUAUAAUCUAAUAAUUUUGGAUCUAAUUCUCUAAAUUAACCAAUUAUAGAAAGUUUAAUAAUAGAAAAAAGAUCAUUAAUUUAAAAACAUUUUGAUAAAUACAAUGAUAAAGAAUUGACGGACUAGGAAGCAAAUGAUUUAAGUUAGUUGUAAAAAUAAGUGGCAUAGAGUAUUAAAGAAAUUAAAUUCAAGAAAUGGCCAUCAUAAUUGUCAACAAUUUUAAUCAUUUUCUUCUAAGAAAUUUUGACUAAAUUAUAAAUGUUAGAAUUAAAUUAUAAAUAUAAAAAUACCAUUAAAGAAGAAAUAUUCAAAUUAAUUGAAAUUCAACUUACAAAACAAUAUGAAUAGGAUUUAUCUGUAAAAUAAAUUUAAGUUAUUGAUAAGGAGGAAUAAAAUGAGCAGGAAAUGAUUCCAUAGCUAUUUAAUUGCGAUAUAGUAAUUCAAAAAAUAAGCCUUUUGAUUGCAAAAUCAACAAAGGUUCUAAAAAUAAUUUAGUAAAAAUAUAUUAAUUUUUGCUUAUCAUAAUCAAUCCCAAACAACAGUAUUUUAUAAAAUACUUGGGAAAGUUUUAAAUUAAACUUAAAUGAAGCUUUUAAGGAAAUAGAAGAAAUGAAUAAGAAUUGUGGUUUGAUGCUUAGUAAUAAUGAUUAGAUAGUUUUCUUUUAAUCUUUUAUUGAAAGACUAUCUAAGACAUAAAAUUUUGAUUAAAUAAACGCAAAUAUCUUCCUUUUUAAUACACAAACCUUUUUAGAUUAAAUAAACUCUAACAUGGAAUAAGAAAUCAUGAAUGAUAAGAAACUCUCUUUUUUGCUUUCAGAAUUAAAAACAGAUCUUAUCUCAAAAUAAGGAGGAGGAAUAUAAGAUUUAUUUGAAGAUUCUUCAUAUAAAGUUAGGGAGUCAUUAGCCUACAAUUUAAUCAAAAUUUAAUCGAUAGUUUUUGAAACACCGAUAUAAGAAUUUUGUUCGAAAUUGCUUAAAGAUCUUUGGAUAUUUGAAAAUCAUGAUAGUGUGAGAAAUAUACUUAAGAAUGAAGAGAUGGUAAAAAUGCAAAAAAGAUUAUUUUCAUAGGAUUUGACUACUUUCUCAAAUAGUUUGAAAGUUGAAAUGUAAACAAGAUUAAAGAGCAUAGAGUAAUUAGAAACUCUUGUGUUAAUUGGAGAUAAUCAAACAGAAAUGAAAAAAUAACUAUAAUAAGCUUAUGAUGAUUUUGAAACAUAUUUGGACAACAUUACUGACAUGUCUUAAAGAUUAGAUAUUAGUUUAGUAUUUUUAAAAGAAAUCACAAAGGAUUUAAAAAACAUCAAAAUUUCAAUAGAAUAAGUGCUGCAGAGCGUUAAGGGAUUAGAAGAUGAUAUUAGGAAGUUAAGAGGAAAAGAUUUUAUGGAACUACUUUAAAUUAGGAAAGAUAAAAUAUUAAAACAAAUGCUUGAAAAAGAAUUGGAUUAAGUACAUAUUUAAAUUAAUACAUAAGAAUAUGAUCCUGUGUCAGGAAGUAAAAAAAAAAGUAUAAAAGGAAAGAUAUCUUAUCUCUUGAAAUCUUAACAAAAUGAUUUUGAUGGAGAAAUCAAUGAAUUUUUAUGGAGUGAUAAAGAUAAAAUCAAAGAUGUUCUGCUUUUAAGAGGAAAAGCAGGUUCUGGUAAAAGUAGAGCAUCUAGCAAUAUAGAAGAGUUGUUAUGGAUCCAUGAUAAGAUAUAGCCAUGUUGGAUACCUAUUUUUGUAUCGCUUCCUUCAUUAAAAGAUCCAAGACAUAAUCUAAUUGAAUAAGCUUUAGAAUCUGAAAAUUAUAAUUUUGAUAACAUUCAAAUUCGAGAUUUUAAAGAAGCUAUUAGCAAUGGUAAGCUUAAGGUCCUCUUUAUUCUUGAGAGCUACGAUGAAAUAAAAACUGAUUUUAUUGGUUCUAAUAUUUACUAAACGAAUAGAUUUGCUUAAGAUCUAAAUCUUCAAGUCCCUGGUUAAAGUGUUAAAGUUAUUGUAACAACAAGAGAAGAAAUAUUAAUAUCCAUUGGAUAUCAAACUUGGUUUUAUGGUUAAAGUAUUAAUACCCUUAAAGAAGUAGAACUGCUUCCAUUUAACCCUGAAUAAAGUGAGGAGUAUAUCUAAAAAUAUAUAAAAAUAAGUGUAAAAAGGACAAUUAAAAGAUUUUAUGAAUUCUUAAAGUAGUUGAAAGGGCAAACAUUUAUAUUAAAUGAAUUUAAAUAAAUAUGGUCAAAUUUGGAAGAUAUUAUAGAUAUGAUCAUUAUUUAAAAAUAAAUCGAUGAUGUUUUAUUUUCAUCAUAUGAUGCAGAAAAACUAGUGAAGAAACUUUAAUCAUUAGAUUUUUUUAAUUUUAUUAAAACAGAAUAAAUGUUAUCUUUAAAGAAAGAAUUACUUUAAUUAUGGAGUGAACCAAAAUUUUCUUAGGUAAUAAAAAAUGUAAACAUUGAACAUUUAUUAUGUACUCCUUUCAUGAUGGAAAUAAUUGUUUAUGUAUUACCAAAAAUGUCAUAAUAAUUUUCAUAAGCUACCUACAUUAGAGAUGUGGUAACUAAAAACUAUUUGAUUUUGAAAAGACAAGCUAAUUACUCUAAAUAAUUAAUCACUUAAUUACAAAAUAAUGAAGAAAUUUAAUAAUAAAAAUAAGAAAUAAAUGAAAAAAAGAUAAUAUCCUAAAAAUAGAAUUAAGAUUAAAAAAAGGCUGAUAAAGCGAUAUUGGAAUAAUUCCAUUUCAUCAUGGAAGAAUUAGAUAAUUAAAACUUUUUUGAAUCCUUUUCAAUUACAAAUUAACUUGAAUACAUCAACAAUAGUUGUAUUGGAUCAAGUAAAAAUUUUUAUGUAAAAUUUGAUGCAAAUUUUAUUGUUUCUGCAUUUAAAUUAAAUCAACUUAAUGCUUUUGAUUUCUAUGAAACAUUUGUUGAUUAUUAUUCUAAUUAACAAAUAGAAAAAUAGAAAGAUUUAGGAAAGGUUACUAAUUCUGAGAGCUUUUAUAUUGAUUUGCAAGACUUUUCUUUAUACUUAGCUAUAGAUAUGUCGAUGAGAUAAAUUACAUAAGUAAAUUAUAAACAAAAAGGUAAAUUAUAAAUAUAAAAUGUGCAUGAAGAUAGAAAUGAUUAAAAAUCUUGGGAUGAUUUAUAUUUUGAUUAAAUCUUAGACAAUCCUGAAUAUAAAAGUUAAUUAAGGAAAUGUAUGCUUAUUACUGCAAAAGGUAAUUUGUAUGCUUUUAAUCAUAAAUCUAUUUAAGAUUAUUUUGUUGCUAAAUAUAUUUAAAAAUUAUAUUCAUCAAUAUUUGAUUCAAAUUAAGUUAUUGAUAUAAAAUCUUUAGAAAAGAGUAUUUACAAUAAUUAAUUAUUUAAUUUGUCAUAAGAACAUUAUUUUGUUGCAUUAGAAUUGUUAAAACCUAAAUUGAUGUUAGUAGAUGAUAUAAAAAAUAAGUUAAUUACAAUAACUAAAUUAUCUAAAACAGAUUCAUAAAUUAAAGUGAUUAGAUCAGCAUCUAAUUCAAUCUAUUUACUUAGCUAUAUGGGAGAACAUUUAGAGAAUAUUGAUUUCAAACAUAUUUCUAUUUAAAAUACUAAAAUUAAUGAACUCACAUUUUUUGCAUGUGAUUUAAGUUAUUCAUUAUUUGACAAUGUUUCUAUUGAUUAAUGUAACUUUAAUUGUUCAAUUAUGAAAAAUGUCACUUGGAAAAAUUUGAUUUGCAGAGAAAAAAGAAUUUUGGAUGAUCAUAACAAAAAAGUAAUUUCUAUUAAUUUUACUGAAGAUGGAUCAUCAAUAAUAUCGGUUAGUAGGGAAGGAUUAAUAAAGAAAUGGUUAAUUUAUAGUAAUGAGGAUCCAAAAUCUUUAAAUUUAAAUGAUGAAGUGACUAAGACCUCUUAUUCUAAGAUUAAUGAUGUUCUAAUUUGUUUAACUACACAUAAUAUAUUGACUAUAAAUUGUUAAUAAUUGAUAUAGGAUAAGAUGAUUUAACUACCUAAUUAUUAAUACUAUGAUAUUUGUUUAUAAUAAGAUAUGCAAUAUUUGGCAGCAAAUGUAUAAAUAAGAAAUAAAAUAUAUUUAUGGUAAAUUAAGGAUAUUUAAUAACAAAAGGAUAUACAACCUAUAAUUUCUUAAUCAAAAAAUAAUAUAUCUAUAUCAUGUUUAGCUGUCACAAAGGAUUUUAAGUUUAUAGCAACAGGAGACAAAGAAAUCAUAAUAUGGAUGGGUGACUAUGGUAAAAAAUAUUAGGAAAUAGUUAAAGUAUUCGAAAAUUCUGAUAAAAAGACUUAAUCACUCUUAUUUUCUUAAGAUGAAUAAAUUUUAAUUUCUGGAGGAGAAGAUUGCAAAAUAAGAUUUUGGAAUAUCAAAAAUAAUCAAAAAAUACAACUAUAAUUCUAAUUGGAUACACUUAGUCCUAUAAAUUCUUUAUCUUAUUAAGUUGAAGGUAGAUUUCUGACAGUUAGGACAGAUCAUGAGAUAAAAUUAUAUGAUGCUCAAAACCCUAUGUUAACAUAAUCCUUUUUUAGAUAAGAAAUAGAUUUCGAUUAUAAAGUAUUUCAAAUAUCUCCAAAUAGUAAAACUUUGGCAAUUUCAACAACUGAAAAAUAAAAUAGAUCAAUAAUAUUAAUUUGGGAUAUUUCAGAUUAUUCAAAUAUGAAAUAGUUAUCAUCUUUUAUAAAUAAUGUUAUUGAUGAAGAUAAAGUAAUAUAAUUGCAAUUUUCUUCAGACGGGUAGAUUUUAUUUUCAAUUACAAUGAAUUCUGUCUAUAUUUGGAAUUUAAAAUUAAAUAAAUUAAUCUCAAAAUUAUAAAAUCAAUUUAAAAACAUCUAGAAUUUCUCAUUAUCAACUGAUUAAUUGAUGUUUUCUAUAUGUAGUAAUGAUAUGAAACUGACAUUAUGGAAUAUAUAAAAAUUAGAAUAGCCAUAAAAUAUUGCAACAUUAAGUCUCCAACAUGAAGGUUGUUAUGCAUAUUUCUGUCCAAAUGAAUAAUUGUUGAUUUCAUUUUCUAAAAAAUCAAAACCUUCAGGUAUUGUAUUUUGGGAUUCAAAAUAAUAUAAAUUGAUAUCUACUGAAAUAUAAGAUGAAAUUAUUAGAGAUGUAACUUUUAAUUAAGAGGGCACAAUAAUGAUAUCUUUCAGUAAUUCAAUUAGAAUUUGGAAAAAGAACUAAUCUUAAUUUUAGAUUUAAGCAAGGUAUAAAUACUACUGUGAUAAAAUAACUUAAAGUUAUAUGAUUAAUAAUUAGCAAAUAAUUGUUUUAAAAGAUAAUAUGCUGAUUGAAUUAACUCUGUCUAAUGAUAACAAAGUUGAUGAUCAUCUUUUUUAGUAUUAAGAAAGAGUUACAAAUUUUGAUUUUGCUAAUAAUGGAAAAUUUCUUAUUAUUAAUGGAAGCAAAAAAAAUGGAUUAUUAUUAUUUUUAAUUGAUUAAUAAUAAUAAUCUUUAUAAUAUAAAAAUGGUUUCAAUAGUUGUAAUGAUUUUUCAAUUACUUAAGACUUUUCUAUUAUUGCUAUAGCAAAUGGAGAAGGAACAGAUAUUUAAUAUUUGAAAACGAAAUAAUUGAUUUGUUAUUUAGAAGAGAAAAUAAAAUGUACAUGUGUUUGUUUUUAUCAAUAAAAAGGAAAUAAUUUCUUAAUAAUUGGAUCAUAAAAAGAUUAAGGUUAACUAAAUCUAUAUGAUACAAAUAAUAUUGCUGCAAUAAAAAAAAUUGUAUCUAUUUCUUUAUUUUGUUGUCCCCAUAAAAUAUAAUAUUUAGAAAAAUAAUAAUAAGUAAUCAUUCUUUAUAAUCAUAUUCUUACACUUCAUAACACUGAUAAUUUAGGAUAGACUAAAAUUAUUUUAAUAAAGAGUGGGUAAAAUAUUUCCAAAAAUUUCCUAUUAAAUUAAGACUAAUCUACUAUUGGAGUAGGAAUAGAUAAUGAAAUAUGUUUUUAUCCUUUAUCUAAUUUAAUUGAUACUGAAUCAAUAGCAACUUUUGAUACAACAAAUAUUGUAUAUUUUGGUUUCUCAAAAUAUAGUCAAACUCUAGAUAUAUUUAAGGAAAGCUCAAUUUUUAUUAAAUGGGAUUUGACUUCAAGUAAAAUAAUUUAGAAAGUAGACUUAAAAAUAAAGAAAUUAUCUUAAAUAACAAUAAAUGAACAGGAAACUCAAUUUAUUGCAAUUAACCUUAAUGAAAAUCAAUAAUAGAAAUUGAUUGCAAUAGAUUGGAAGUCUAUGAAAUAAAUUUAAACUGUUGAGGAAUUGACAUAAGAAAAAGGAAUUUGCCGAGUUGUUGUUUACACUUCAGAUGGAUCUAGUUUUGUUACUGGAUAUUCAAAUAGAACAUUUAAAUUUUGGGACACCAAAUCUUGUAAACCUUUACAAAUGUUCAAUAGUUACACUUCUAGUAUAGAUUUAAUAUAAAUAUCAAAUAGAGGUAUAAUGGCCUAGACUACCGAUAACAAGAUUAAAUUAUGGAAUAUAAUUGCCUUGAAUCAAUAACAAUCUUAAUAAACAGGCCAUUUAGAUUAAAUUAAUCGUCUAAUAGUUUCUCCAGAUGGAUUAUCAUUAGUAUCUGGUUCAUAAUCAUAAAUAAUAAGAUGGAAUUUAAUAGAAAUGAAAAAGAUAGAUAUACUACUAGAAGGAGAAGAACUUCCAUCCUAUUUUUCCUUUUCACCUGAUGGGUAAUAUUUAGCAGCCUUUGAAAAAGGAAAUUGGAUUAAAGUAUGGAAAAUAACAUCUCUAAAUAUUAUUGAACAUUGUUUUCGAUUGCUUUUCUCUAUUCAUACAGAAAAUUUUCAAUUCAAUAAUUAAAACAAUCAACUAAUAUCAAAAACUAAAGAUAAAUAAAUUUUGAUUUGGGAUUUAGAGAAUGCUUACCUUUGUAAAAAGUUACCAAAUUCUAUUGUUAAACCUGAAGAAUCCUUCACAAUAAUUUCUUCAGAUUCUAAAUUAAUUGUAACAUCAAAACCACUCAAAAUUAUAUAUCCUGAAGAAUAGAUGUUAUUUAUAAGUGAUAAACUUGUCAUUGGUGCGAUAGCAAUAUCUCAUGAUUCAAAAUUAAUAGGAAUUGAAGAUUUUAAUAAAUCAAUCACUAUAUGGUCAGUCUAAAGUAAGAAACCAUUGCAUAUAUUUAAUUUUGCAAAUUCAAAAAGUUCUCAAAUUUUAGCAAUUGCUUUUUCUAAAAAUAAUAAAAAAUUACUUUCUACACACAUGGAUGAAAUUGUUAGAUUAUGGAAUGUUGUUGAUGGAGAGUAUUCAUUACUUUAAGAAGUAUAAGUCUUUUAAUUUAAGCAGUUUGGAAGUGUUUAAAUCUUUCCAGUAGAUGAAGAUAACUUUUUAACACUCUGGGCAGAACAUUGGGGUUAUGAUAUUUUUACAGAAUGUUUACUUAGUUAUUAUUAUUGGUAGAAUCCCUAAAGAAAAGAUAUAGAUAUUUCUUCAAAUCAUAAUUAUUUAAAUUUUACUGCUGACUAUUCAGAAUAGAAAAAAUUGUUUGCUAUAUAAUUUUAAAUAUGGCUACAUUUAUAUGAUAUUAAUACUAAUUAAAUUGUUGCUAUUUUAGAGGGAAAUUAAUUGUAAAAAUAAAAUUUGUCAACAAUUGUUUCUUUUUCUUAUGAUGGAACAUAACUCAUUACAAAAGGAGCUAAUCAUAUAUUAAGAUUAUGGGAUAUAUCAGACAUCAAUAACAUUAAAUUAAAGAUCAAUUUUAAAUCACUCAUAGAAGUUAAAGCAGUCCAUUUCUUAAAGGAUGGAGAAACUAUUAGAAUAAUUGGAAAAGAUGAUACAAUUAAUCAUCAUACCAUAUAAUAGUUUACUUAAAUAUGUCGAAUCUCCAAAUAAUAAUAAUUUGAAUUUUUGGAUACCUAAAUUAAAUAAUGUAAGUAAUUUAAAGUGGAUAUUAAAGAUUUAGAAUUUAGUAUAGUAGAUGUAGUAAAAAAUGAAUCAAAAUAAAAAGUCAAUUACGUUAAUUCAAAGAUAUCAAAUUUUACAUUUACACCUUCUGGUUAACAAUUUAUUUUAGGUUUAGAAGAUGGAUCUAUACACAUAUAUUGUGUUAGUAAAUAGAUAUUAGAUGAAUAUCAAAGACCUGUUUGUUAGAAAAUUUUUGCUAGAAGUACUUAAUUACAAGCAGACUUUUGUCAAAUAGGGAUGUCUAUUUUUUAAACUAAAGAGAAUGAGAACCUUUAAAAAUUAUUUAUUGAGAAAGGUGCAAUAAUCUGA
Paramecium pentaurelia is the source of this 10410-nucleotide messenger RNA. The record is from the annotation of a GenBank genome assembly. NCBI's taxonomy places the organism in Eukaryota, Ciliophora, Oligohymenophorea, Peniculida, Parameciidae.